Parathielavia appendiculata is the source of this 1076-nucleotide messenger RNA. RefSeq lists its product as uncharacterized. NCBI's taxonomy places the organism in Eukaryota, Fungi, Ascomycota, Sordariomycetes, Sordariales, Chaetomiaceae. The transcript has 3 exons. Bases 410 to 934 code for a protein of 174 amino acids. The record is from RefSeq and is a predicted model, not a curated record.
GGGAGAAGGGCAUCCUAGGGUGUGAUGCUUGGUUGAUCGAGCCGGCUACCGGCACGGAUGGUACUUUUACUUGUACACUACUACUGUAGAGGUCGGGGCUCCAAGAAAGCCAUUCCGGAGAAGAACCACUAAAGUCCAGCCGAGAGUCGGUUAACCUGCGCGAUGGCUGCACAAACGUGUCGGACAAGAGACGCCUGUGGCGUUACAUUCAACAUCCACCGAGUCAACGGACACUCUGGCGACACGUUGCCCUGUCAGCGAGUAGGAGAACUUAACGUGGAAGGUAGUCAUCGGCAGAGCAGGGGAUGGGUUCACUGAGAAACGGCUAUAAAGAGAAGUCAGUCUCCCCCCAACGUCUGCCAGAAGUCAUCCUCCAAGCCUCAAGUCAAACCUCAAGACAACCGCCAAGAUGGUCAACCUCGCCCUUCCUCUGGCCGCCCUUGCCAUGGCUGCAUCCGUAGCCGCCGCCCCUGCCGCAACCAACGGAACAGUCUUCUCCUUUGCGCAGUGGGUGGAGGAUAUCAUUGCCAACCCCGACACGGCUCUCACGGUGGACGAGGCCUUUGCAGCUGCCCAAGCCGCUGACGUGGUUGGCGCUGCCGGGGGCCUUCAAAAGAGAGUGAGGUGCGAGGUUCCCGGCUGGACGCGCGCUCCUGGACGCGAUGCUGCCUGGUGCGUCGACUACCUUGCCCGCAUCGGCCAGGGUGGACAGCAGUGUGUCCUCGACAGGGGCAACAUACAGAUGUGCCGCCGAGGUGGCGCACAGAUUGUCGCCAGCCAGGCAAGAUCCGAGCGGUUGUCGGCAAACUGCAACGAUGUCGCUCGCACUGCAGGAAUUAUCUUUGAUAACUGCUGGCGAUCGGACGAUACCAUUCUCGGCAGCGAGAUCUGCAUCACCGAAAACCGGAUGCAAAUCAACAUCAACGGAAUCUGAACCCAGGCAUGAAGGGUUGGCGGAUGUGCGGAUAAAGGAUGGACCAAAGAAAUUAUGCAUGCCAGAUCCUUAUGGAAUCGCUCAAUGCUAUGCUAGGUAGUUCAAUGACUCCUGCCAAGUGGCCUGCAAAAUCCUCAAAUGG